AUGUUCAAGUCGCUCGCCAUCGCAGGCGCCAUCGCCGCCCUGCUCUCGGGCGUCACUGCCUGCGAGGAAAACAGCUGCUACGGGCCCAUGAACAAGGUCGAGCACGUCCGCCAUGUGAAGCGCAUGCAACCCGGUGCCCCGGAUGCCGCCUACGGUCCCAAGGCUCCCCUGGAAUGGGGUCAGAUCAAUUUCCUCCAUACAACGGACACGCAUGGAUGGCUCGAGGGCCAUCUCAAGGAGAAAAACUAUGGCGCCGACUGGGGCGACUUUGUCACCUUUGCCCGCCGCAUGAAACAGACUGCUGGCAAAAUGGGCGUCGAUCUCUUGCUCGUCGACACGGGCGACCUCCAUGACGGGACCGGCUUGUCCGAUGCCACAAAGGUCGACGGCACUAAGUCGAUGCCCAUCUUUGAAGAGAUCGACUACGACCUCCUCGCCAUCGGCAACCAUGAGCUCUACGUGUCCGAGGUUGCCUACCAAAUGUUCAACGAGUAUGCUCGCAAGUGGGGAGACAAGUAUGUCACGUCCAACGUCCAGGUGUUGAACCAAACGUCGGGCAAAUACGAGUACGUGGGCGCCACCCACCGCUACUUUACCACCGCCCAGGGCUUGCGUAUCAAAGCUUUCGGUGUGCUCUUUGACUUCAAAGGCAACUCGAACGCUUCUCGGGUUCUCAAGGCCAAGGACAUGGUAAAAGAGAGCUGGUUCGCCGAGACCUUGACCGCCAAUGAGCCUGUCGAUCUGUUUAUCCUCUUUGGUCACAAUCCCGUUCGGCAAACCGAUCCCUCCAGCACCUUCAAGGUCGUCUUCGAUGCUAUUCGCGCUGCGCAUCCGGAGACGCCAGUUCAGAUCUUUGGAGGGCACACCCAUAUUCGAGACCUCGCAGUCUACGAUGACGCCGCUGUCGGACUCGAGUCCGGCCGCUACUGCGAGACUCUUGGUGUCGAGAACGCUUCACGCCCGGCUAAGAAAGGGUCCAAGUCGCCCUUUGUCUACUCGCGGCGCUAUCUCGACUGGAACCGCAAGACGUUCAUGUACCACUCCAACGACGGCAGCAAGGCUUUUGACCACCACCACUCCGGCCAACGGGUGACGAGCGACAUCACAGAGGUGCGCGAUGAGUUGAGACUGGGCGAUGUAUACGGCUGUGCGCCGCAAGACUGGUGCAUGCGCUGCGCGCCUUUCAAUGACAAGACGAAAAACAUCUUCCCCGGCGUCAUCUAUCCUGCCGUGUCGGCCAUCGUGGUCAACAAGACGCGCGCCGACAGGUCGCGCAUCAUCCUCGGCAACACGGGGGCCAUACGCUUCGACCUGCACAAGGGUCCCUUCACCUACGACGACAGUUUCAUCAUCUCGCCUUUCCGCAACCUCUUUCUGUACAUCCCCGAUGUGCCGUUUGACAAGGCCUCCCGACUCAUCCAACAGCUAAACAGGGGCCCUGCCGACAAGCGACAUCUUGUGUCUAUGCCCACCCCUCGCGACGAAUGCACCGAUCCGACGCUGGGCUUUAUGAGUCGCCGCGACCUGCGCGAAACCCGUGGCGUUGUCCGUCGCCAAGAGGCCGUUGUGCCCGGCUACGCAACCUCUGACGACUGGGGCGAUGACGGCGACGACACCGAGCACUCGGAAAUCCCUAGCCACAAGAUCCCCAACUACUGGGAGACUCGUGCCUCGUUCCCGGAGGAUGGCAGUAAGCCAGACAAGGUCGACGUCAUAUUUCUCGACUUCAUCAAGAAACGCGUUUUGGACAAUCUCGGCGAGGAAUUUGCCGACACGGUGCAAUGCUACAUCGACUGCAGCUUCUCCUCCCAAGACUUGUUGCUACCGUACGCCAAGCUUGCGUGGCAGGCCAACAAGGAUAACUGCCCCGUGAUGUGA
Molecule: messenger RNA, 1878 nt
Organism: Hirsutella rhossiliensis
Lineage: Eukaryota; Fungi; Ascomycota; Sordariomycetes; Hypocreales; Ophiocordycipitaceae
Exons: 9
Coding region: 1-1878 (625 amino acids)
Biological process (GO): nucleotide catabolic process
Cellular component (GO): cytosol
Molecular function (GO): hydrolase activity
Source: RefSeq, a predicted model, not a curated record